UCAUCUACCGUACAGACCCUCAAUUUCCCAUCUGCCUCUCACUUCGACGCCUGGCUUCUCGACUCCGGCUCCUCAACUCCCUCCGGCAUCUGGCUCCGCUUCAGCAAGAAAUCAAUCAUCGCCAAACUCCCCUCCAUCAGCUAUCUCGAAGCCGUAGAUACGUCUCUGUGCCAUGGCUGGAUCGACGGCCAGCGCAAACGCCUUGACGAAAACUUUUUCUUACAGCGCUUCACGCCUCGACGGCCCCGAAGCCUAUGGUCUCGCCGCAACGUCCAACGCGUCCAGAUGUUGACGGCUGAGGGUCGGAUGAAGCCCGCGGGCAUAGCUGCGGUAGAUGCCGCAAAGGAGGAUGGGCGGUGGGAAAAGGCCUAUGCAGGUCCGGCGACGAUGGAGGUCCCCGAGGAUUUCGAGGAUGCGCUGGCAGAGAACGAAAUGGCCAAGAUGACGUUCCAGGGGCUGAGCAAAUCGCAGAGAUAUUCUUUCCUGUGGCGUAUUCAUACUGCCAAGAAGAUCGAGACGAGGGAACGAAGGAUUCGGGAGUUUGUCGACCUCUUGGCAGAGGGGAAGGGAUUGUGA
Molecule: messenger RNA, 576 nt
Organism: Trichoderma virens Gv29-8
Lineage: Eukaryota; Fungi; Ascomycota; Sordariomycetes; Hypocreales; Hypocreaceae
Exons: 1
Source: RefSeq, a predicted model, not a curated record